This is a messenger RNA of Truncatella angustata, 642 nucleotides long. RefSeq lists its product as uncharacterized. NCBI's taxonomy places the organism in Eukaryota, Fungi, Ascomycota, Sordariomycetes, Amphisphaeriales, Sporocadaceae. Bases 1 to 642 code for a protein of 213 amino acids. The record is from RefSeq and is a predicted model, not a curated record. The transcript is spliced from 4 exons.
AUGGAGGUAUCGAGUACCUUCCGACUGCCUGUACGGCUAACAGAAUCCAAGAGCAUACACCUCUUGACGGAAAACAUGCCCAACGGCAAGAAAGUCCAAAUAUUGCUAGAAGAACUUCGACUUGCAAGUAGGCUUUGCUGGGAGAUGCAUCUGAUCAACCUGGAGACGGAUGAGCAGAAGAAGACAUGGUUUCUUAGGCUGGACCCGAACGGUAGUCUGCUCCUGGUCUAUAUUGCAGUUUCUGUCAUGGACAGUUCAGCCAUUCUGUUGUAUAUACAAGAACACUACGACAGUGAUGACCAUUUUGGCUUCAACUCAGCAGAAGAGAAAAGCCAGGUCUUACAGUGGUUAUUCUUCUGGCAUGCAGCUGUCCCAAUUCAAGGACAGACUCGGCAUUUCAAUGGAAAGCCCGCAGAACCUUCGCCAUGGAAGGGAAUCGGCAAAUACAGCAUAGCUGAUAUAGGCACUUGGCCGCAUGUCAGAGCAUACAAAAGUCUAGGGUCCACCGAGGAGGAUAUGAGACUUUUCCCUAAUUUACUAGGAUGGAUUUCCAGGAUAGCUGCUAGGCCCGCUGUGCAGGCAGGGACCUGUGAGAAAUACGAUAGCGAGGACAACCAUAGUAUUGUUGUUCGUACUAACUGA